Molecule: messenger RNA, 1244 nt
Organism: Mercurialis annua (annual mercury)
Lineage: Eukaryota; Viridiplantae; Streptophyta; Magnoliopsida; Malpighiales; Euphorbiaceae
Exons: 4
Coding region: 86-871 (261 amino acids)
Cellular component (GO): kinetochore
Molecular function (GO): nucleic acid binding
Source: RefSeq, a predicted model, not a curated record
UUGCCACUUUAGUGUACUUUUGUUUUCCGCUAAUGAAUGUUAAUAUUUCACAUUCUUGACAAAGGUUUCAGUAGCAGUAGCAGAAAUGGCAGCUGAAUCCAGAAAUAAUCAAACAGAAAAUGGAGAAGAUGAUGAAGAAGAAGAUUACAUGGGAGACCUCUCUCAGUUUGUUCUUCCUCAAACACCCAACACUUCUAAUUUUCCUUCCAAAAAGAUCGCGAGCAACAAACUUCCGGAUGUUCAAUCGUCAAAGAAGAAGGCUAAAACCGUCAGUUGGCAAGAGCAGCGUAGACUCGAAAGAGAAAGGAAGCAGCGAGAAGAGGAUGAGAAAAUGUUAGCUAAAAUAGAGGCUCCAAUUCCUCAAUCAAACAUUGGGUUUAAGUUGUUAAAACAAAUGGGUUAUACCCCCGGUGCCUCUCUUGGUAAGGAGGGCUCUGGAAGAACGGAGCCUGUGGGGAUUGAGAUUCGGCGCACACGAGUUGGGAUUGGAAGGGAGGAUCCGCAUAAGGAGAAGAGGAAGCGCGAGGAGAUUGAGGCUGUAAGAAAUAUAAGGAAGGAAGAGGAUAUGAUGCUAGAGUUUGGUUCUAGGCAGAAGUCGCAAUGGCGGAGUAGGAGGGUUGUUGUAAAUUUUCAAAAAGCAAAAGCAGCACUUGACCAAUUGGAGAACAUAGAAGUUUUGGAGACAAAGAACAAUGAGGAGGAGGAGGAGGGUGAAGAAGAGGAAGAGGAAGAGAUUAUAACAGAGGAUUUGCAAGAAAUAUUGAUGAAACUGAGAAACGAACAUAGAUACUGCCUAUUUUGUGGAUUUCAGUAUGAAACAGAAGAAGCACUUUUGUCCAGCUGCCCUGGAAUUGAUGAAGAUGACCACUAGACUAGACUCUGACGUUCAAAGGUGCCUCUUGGAUGCUAAAUUUUCUAAAUGAUUUGAAGCACAUAUUCAUUAAUAUUGUACGAUGGAUGAACUUGCUUGCAUACAGCAUUUUCGGCUUCGAAAGAGAAGAAAAGCAGGAAGGUGACUAGCUAGACCGAAUGCUGCUUUCGGGACUUCUAAGUUCUAUCCAUGGAUGUCUGUAGCACUUGUACUUGUAUAACUAACUCAAUACACUACUUAGUUAUUUAGACAUUAGAGUUUUCAUUUUUGCCAAUGUUGGAUGCCAAUAUGUUAAAUACAAAAGUUGGUGUUCUUGUGACCAUUUUAUUUACAACUUUUGUUUGCAGUGCAUAUAAUACAUCUUGAUUUAUUA